This is a messenger RNA of Theobroma cacao (cacao), 991 nucleotides long. RefSeq lists its product as uncharacterized. Lineage: Eukaryota; Viridiplantae; Streptophyta; Magnoliopsida; Malvales; Malvaceae. The record is from RefSeq and is a predicted model, not a curated record.
CCCCUUUUUCUUUUGUGGGGUUUGGGCCUAAUAAAGUCUUUGAAACCCAAAAUGGAAUAGACAGACAAGAGGCCAUUCGAUGUUAUAGGUUGGCCUGAAUAGCAACGACGUCGUGUUUGAAAGCGAGAGGAAGUGACAGGAAGAAGGGAGAUGGCGGCGGCGGCGUCGUUCAGGUGGAUACUCCAACUCCACAAGGACGUUCCGAAGGCGGCUAAGUUCUACUCACAAGGGCUCGACUUCUCUGUAAAUAUCUGCACUCUUCGGUGGGCAGAGCUCCAAUCCGGUCCUCUCAAGCUUGCCCUUAUGCAAUCUCCCAGUGAUAAUGUGAAGCAGAAUGGAUACUCUUCACUUCUAUCAUUCACAGUGAACGACAUUAACGGUACAGUAACGAAAUUAAUGGCAUUAGGAGCUGAACUAGAUGGUUCCAUCAAAUAUGAAAUCCAUGGAAAGGUUGCUGCCAUGCGAUGCAUUGAUGGUCACAUGAUUGGCCUCUAUGAACCUGCAUAAAAUGCUCUAGAGACGAGUCCCUUCGGCGCAGUUGACCAACUCAGGGUUUAAGUCUUUCGAAUACAUAGAAAAGACAUGAGAAACUUUUCCUUUCUUUGGAUUCCCUUCAACUAUUGUAAGUGAUUUUUCAUCCAAAUCAAUGACAGCUGUGCAUAGUGUGUAAAGAGUUGGACCUGAAAAUAAUGCCAAUAGCUUGAGUUAGUAACCAUUGAAGAGAAGCAGCUCUACAUUUCCAUCUUUCAAUUUAUACCUGUCAUGUAGAUGGGGUACUUUGUGUCUUCUGUAUCUCCUAGAAUAGACAGAAAAUUGGUCUUUGAUCCUUGUGGUAGAAGAGCAGCUCUUCUUUGCCUGCUCAUUGAGUUUUCAUCGUGUACCUUUAUUGCAAAACAUUGUUUUCAGUUUCAAUGUAGUUGAAUUAAGUUAUAAAACUGAUUUAGAGUUCUGUGCUAAAUAAUAAGAUGUGAUAAUGUAUCUGAGUUUGUCA